This is a messenger RNA of Calidris pugnax (ruff), 4825 nucleotides long. RefSeq names its product CUB domain containing protein 1 (gene CDCP1). Bases 1 to 2466 code for a protein of 821 amino acids. The record is from RefSeq and is a predicted model, not a curated record. NCBI's taxonomy places the organism in Eukaryota, Metazoa, Chordata, Aves, Charadriiformes, Scolopacidae. The transcript is spliced from 10 exons.
AUGACCACAACUUCCUUCACGAUUUCUCUUCGGACGACAGACAACAUCACAGUUGCGAUUAAUCUGAGACCUGGUAUUUUCGCGGGUUGUCCAAUUCGUGUUAAAAAUUCCAUCAGGUCUGAACUCAAGAUAAAACCUGGGGAGAACGUGACUUUUACUUUCACUUGUAGUACUCCAGAGAAGUAUUUCAUCAUGGAAAUUAAGAAAAAUAUUGACUGUGUGUCAGGUCCGUGUCCCUUUGGAGACGUUCAUCUUUACCCACCGGGGCUACCUCGCCUUGACAGGACUUUCAUCUGGGAUGUGAAGGCGAGUACAAAGGCUGGUCUUGAACUGAAAUUUUCUGCCCCGUGGCUAAGACAGGUUGAACCUGGAGAGACAUGCCCAGAUUUUGUUAGUUACAAUAUCAACAGCAGUAUCGAUAAGGCCACGGUCAACAUCGGCACCUUCUGCAGGAACGGCUCGGUAUCUCGCGUCAAGCUGCUGGGAGGCGUCAUCAUGUCUCUGCACCUCCCAUGGAACUCAUCUCUCACCACCUCGGGCUUCAACAUAGCUAACAGGGCUUCCAUAAAACGGUUAUGCAUUAUUGAAUCCAUUUUGAAGGGCGAGUCUUCAACCACCCUGAUGUCCCCGAACUACCCGCUGGGCUUUCCAGAAGAUGAGCUCAUGACGUGGCAGUUUGUGGUUCCUUCCAAUAUGAGAGCCAGCGUGUUUUUCCACAACUACAGCCUCUCCAACUGCGAAAGGAAAGAGGAGAGGGUGGAGUACUACAUCCCUGGCUCCCCCAGCAACCCGGAGGUGUUCAAGCUGAGUGACAGCCAGCCUGCCAAUAUCCCUGGCAGUUUCAACCUGUCCCUGCAGGGCUGUGAUCAGGAUGCUCAGAACCCGGGCGUUCUCCGCUUGCUCUUCCAAGUUGUUGUGCAGCACCCGCAGGUUGAUGAGAAUGUCACCCAUUUGGUGGACCUGAGCAAGGAAUGGAAUAUGAGUGUAACGAUACACUUUGAAGGGUGGCCCGGCCCCAUCCCAGUCAUGUCCGAGCCCAUAUGCCUCAUCUGUAAGGAUCCGCGCACCUGCGACCGCGUCUUGACUCUAGUGUCUGGCACCGUCUACAAGAUCUCCUUUCUGUGCAAGGACUUGUCCCGGCUGAGGAUCACAGCUGAAAAAGGCAUAAGCUGUGUCGAUCUUCGGUGGUGUCAGAGGAAGAUCUAUUCCCUUUUGGUGCCCAAGGCUGUCACCCAAUUGCCAAUUCAACUGCAUAAGUUCAUUUGGAAGCUCUUGGCUUCCGAUCUGAUCAACAUAGAGAUUACAUCUCCGUCCUUGAAACUUCAGCAACACGUCCCAGAGCAGAGGUGCAACACAAGCUACAGUUACGGCAUUGUUAGUGCCACCCCAGAGAAGGAGUUGAACGUUGGUGUGUUCUGUCCUGGUGGAUCCAUUGAAAAGAUUCAGAUGAGGAACAAUGUCACCAUAUCCUUAAAAACAUUUGGUAAAGGAUUCCUCAAUGAGUCUAAAUAUCAGGAUCUGCAGAUGACUUUUGUGCCACAUAUUAAAGAUGAGUGCUCUUUCACUGUGAGUCCAGCUCCAAAAGCUAAAGUUUACUUGCAGACUCCCAACUGGCCAUAUGGCCUACCCCCUUAUGUCUCCAUAUCCUGGUACGUCGUCGUGCCCAGCAAGCAAGUUGCCCGCCUAGGGUUCUCCAAGGACCGCAUGGGCCUCGCUUGUGAGACAGGCCGUGCCUACGUCAACAUAAAGGAGGAGACUAUGGGGGCAGAGGAAACUGUGCGCCGUGAGGAUGAGCUUCUGCCCGAGCCCCGGAAUAUGUAUCACGACUUCUGGGUAAACGUCUCCAACUGUAAACCCGUAGACAGGACGCAGCUGACCUUGCAGUUCUGGGUGACUCUUGCUGACAAGCAGAUAGACCUAGGAGUGAUACUUGCUGUGGUGGCUGGGGCUGGAGUUCUCGCAGCUAUUGGACUCACUGUGUGCUGUGUGAAGAAAAAGAAGAAGAAGAGCCAGAAUCCCAUGGUGGGAGUGUACAAUGCUAACGUGAAUACCCAGGUCCCUGGAAAACAAGGAUUAUUCACAAAAGGGAGGAAGAACAAUGAGUCUCAUGUCUAUGCAGUUAUUGAUGAUGCUAUGGUCUAUGGACACUUGCUGAAGGAAUCCAAUGGCUCAGUCUCUCCAGAAGUUGAUGUGUACAGGCCUUUUGAUGGACCCGUUGGUAGCUUGCCACCUUCUCCACCUCCAUUCUCCUUCAGAAAAGACAAACGCUCUUCUAACACUGAGGAACCUCCAUCUCCGACAGACGCAGACCAGGACACUUAUACAUUCGCUCACCAGAAAUCGGGACAAUCAGAGGAUGAUGGAGAUACAAAUGAAAAGAAUGAUGGAGAUACAAACGAAAAGAAUGAUGGAGAUACGAGCACGUCCUUGCUGGAGAAUAAGGAACAGGAUGGUUUAGUGGAGUAAUUUUAUGCCAGGUGUAGCAGUUUCCUGUGGAAAUAGAGGUGACUUGUAAGGACAAGAGUCUGGGGGGGGGAAAACUGAAAAGGAGUGUUAUUUUUAAAUGUGUUUUGAUGUUGUUUUGUGUUGUGUGUGUGUGUUUGUGGUUUGUUUGUUAGCUUUUUUUAAACUUCAGCUGUUGAUAGCUUUCAGUUUUAGAACGAACACCUAGCAAACUCAAAACCAGUCAAAACACUCCAGGACUGUGCGCACUUCUGGUUGGAAGACGGGUGCCAAAGGUACAGUCCUGCUUCUUAAAGAGAUCAGGAAAAUGAGUUCCUGACUGCCAGCUUAAAUUGAGUGGGGAGUUUUUUUUUGUCCAGGCUGUUGUCCUCUCUCACCAGUCGUUUGUUCCUGAGUGUUGGUUGGUGACUCCUUGAAAGGGUAGGCUGCGUCCCCGUCUCAAGGCAGGUCCAGGUUGCACAGGUCAGGUGUCUAAUAUCUGCGAUAUGCUAAUGUCUGAGCAAAGGAGGGGUUGCUGUCCUUUCCACCACUUGCUGCUUGAAAAGUUCAUCGUAUUUAUCAUACUGGUGGCUACAUAAGUGUAGUGAAAAAGACCAUGUUUGCUGCCUGGAAGAGCUCAGCGUGAACACUUGAGCUUGGGCUCUUCUAGUUUGUAGUAAAAGCUACGGAUUUUCUUUAAUUUCCAACUAUUCCAACUAAGUUCUAUCCUUGGAUAGAACUGUGUGAGCCUAUACCAAAGACUGUAUUUUCUUUGCUUUUUUACAAAAACAAUUUCAAAAAGUUUAAACAAUUCGUGCUUCUGUUCAGAUGGGUUUAGCAUUCAUGUGAAUGCCAAAAACUUGCGCUUUUGGCUCGAGUAAGAAUUCAGUGGAGAAGUAAUGAUGUGGUCAUCUGGCUGUUUACACUUCAUCUCACAUGUUAGAGAUAUGUGGUUAUUUAAAUAAGGAUCAAAAAAACAGAGGAAAGAGAACAGAUUAUUUCCAGCAGGUGGUUUCUCUGAAAUGCAAAGUAUGAGAGCGAAUCCCUAAGGAAAGCCUAGGUAUUUAUUUUUCAUCAAUCUGAAUUUAACAACCAUGUUGAAAGGGUGGUGGCGACAGCUCUUGAUUUCUAGUGGGACUUACACUUCAGUCGUCUGGCUGCCUUUGAAAGCUACCUCUUGAAAUCAGGUAAAUAAUACGUCUCAUUUUUAAGUGCUGUAGUCAGCACGUCCCUCACUUUCUGUGCCUUUUAAAACUUGAGGGUCAGAUCUUCGUGCAGAGGACUACGGGUAUAUGAAUAAAGUUGCCUUCUUACGUACAAACAUCUGGCUUGUCCAGGUGUGCAGUUACUGAGGAUGUUCGCAAUUUUGCAUGCAGCACUAGGCCCAACCACUUGAGAAUUUUUCUCCAAAAAGUCUUAUUGAGACUGUUUCCUGCCUAAGGAUACACAGAGGAGCUGUAAAACUUGUAGACAGUGUUACGUGCAAUGAUGUUAAACGUGUAAUAAUGUCCAAAACGAAAAUCUCUUUACCAGAAACCUUACUGUUUACAUCAGAAAAGAAUGUGGAUUUCUUCCCAUUAACUAUGCUGGCAUUGCAAAUUGACUAUUUAUAUGGUGAGGUGUGUGUAUUUAACAGAGUAUACUAUUAUACUGCUUGGACCACUAUAAAAGUCAGUAUAAAGUUGUAUCUGACUCAGUUUUCUGUUGAAUAUAGCAAAACGUGCCAUCUAAAAGUGCCUUUUAAUUCUUUCAGGUAUUUUCCUGCUUGUAUUUAUCACUUUUAAUGUAGAAAAGUGUAUUCUUAAAUAUCUGGCUACUCACUGGGAUCACAUAUUUCAAAGUGUACUGGGUCAUUUUAAUGUCAUUUGAGAAUGUAAAAAAGAUCUCUGCAAUACUGCUAUCUGUUUUUCUCAGGUAACUGAAUUGCUACAAUACGUUUUUAUCAGAGUAGUCCAGUUGUGCAUUCUUCUGGUCAAUGUUUCUCACUUCUCUCUUGCUGAGAAGGAAUGAUAAGUCCGUAAGAGAAAUUCAAGUUUGUCUCGUCCCUCGAGUUCAGUUUCUGCAGUUGCUUGGAUGAAGUUUUUUAAUUCAUGUUCUCUCUAACCAGCUGAAGAAAAUGUACUGGAGGCAGGGCGUUUGUUUGCAACCUCUUGAUGUUUGAAGGAAGAAUAUGAUGCUUGUUGACUGUUGUUUUUAUUUGUUCUGUUUUAACUCAGCUUUUGCUAUGGCAAUAUAAACCUUAUUUUACAGUUGUUUCCAAUCUGAGGUUGACUUCCCCUGUGCUUAUUUUGGUAUGUUUAUGGUAACAGUUCAGACACAAGUUCCAGUUUGCUUUACAUUGAGGAAGAAGUUGUGACUUAAUUUUUUAAAAAAAUAAAUAAAA